AAAUUGUCUUUCUCCGAACGUUGAGCCAAUUUCCUGAUUUCCUCUCUCCUAAUCCUUCUACUGCUGCUUUUUUGACAAAGUCAAUUGUAAAUCCUCCAGAGACCCACAUCCUAGAAGUCCAAAGCCAGCAUAUCCACUCUCACAGCUUUGUUUUCUUCCACUUGCUUUUAUUUUAUCUCACGUCUUCUCAACCACCAUUAAUUGAUGCUCCGAACGUUUUUCCUCUCUAGUUCUCUACUUGUCAACUGAGGCAACUUCAGAAUGGACCCCAGUUGCUCUGUCUUUCCAGUGACUGAAAAUAGUGGAAGUUGGCAUGGGUCGUUACUUUCAAAACCCAGAAAGCUUUAGCUUAGACUUUCGGAACCCAGAAAGCUUUUAGGCUCUCUCACUAGUCUUUUUCUGGGUUUUUCAAUCAGUCAUAUCUAAAAGACAAAUGUGAUAAUGGUUUGUCUGAGUUUCUUGAAGUGAAACCCCUUUUAGUUGUCUUUUCUUGAAGUGAAACCCCUUUUAGUUGUCUUUGUUUCCUCUGUAAAGGCAGUUGAGAGAUGGGCAGUGUACUCUACUUGCUCUGCCUUUUCUGUCAGAUGCUGUUGCUUCCUGGGCUAUCUUCUUCUCAUCCCUUAUGCACCGACUCAAUGGCACCUAAUACUCUGAAGGCGCCUCUGACCUUCUGUCCUUAUAAUGGAAAAGCCUGUUGUAAUUCUACCCAAGAUUAUCAGUUGCAGAAAGAGUUUCAAUCUAUGAACAUCUCAGAUCCUGCCUGUGCCUCUGUGAUGAAAUCUAUUCUUUGUGCGACCUGUGAUCAGUUCUCUGCUCAGCUAUUUAAGAUUGAAUCUAAGCCUCGGUCAGUUCCUGUUCUAUGCAACUCCACCAUAUCAGUAGAUUCAACCCAGUCUAACAGUGCAGCAAAUGACUAUUGCGGAGUGGUCUGGGAUACUUGCCAAAGAGUGUCUAUGUUGCAUUCCCCCUUUGCUCCUGCAUUGCAAGGUAGUGCAGGAACACCUGUGAAUAUCAGUUCUUCCAAACUAAAUGAUCUUUGGGAGUCAAAAAGUGAUUUCUGCCAAGCAUUUGGUGGAGCUUCUGCUAAUGAUUCAGUAUGUUUUGAUGGUGAGCCGGUUUCUCUGAAUAAUACUGGCACCAUAAGUCCCCCCAAUGGUCUGUGCCUUGAGAAAAUUGGGAAUGAAAGUUACCUGGAUCUGGCUCCGCAUCCUGAUGGUUCUAACCGUGUCUUUUUGGCUGACCAAAAAGGUAGGAUAUGGUUGGCAACUGUUCCUGAAGCAGGAUCUGGGGGAACAUUAGGACUUGAUGUAUUAAGUCCUUUUCUAGAUAUAUCAGAUCAAGUAUGUUUUGAUACCCAGUUAGGACUGAUGGGUAUCGCAUUUCAUCCAAACUUUGUGCACAAUGGCCGCUUCUUUGUUUCGUUCAACUGUGACAAGGCUCAAUGGGGUGGAUGUUUUGGGAGAUGUUCAUGUAAUUCAGAUGUGAAGUGUGAUCCUUCAGUUCUUGCUUCGUAUGCAGGGGGCUCUCCGUGUCAAUAUUAUAGUGUUAUCUCAGAAUUUACUGUUAAUGGUACCGCAUCGCAGAUUUCCUUGGCAACAAGAGGCAAUCCAUCAGAGGUUAGAAGGAUCUUUACCAUGGGUCUUCCAUUUGUAGCUCAUCAUGGGGGCCAGAUUAUCUUUGGACCCUCUGAUGGAUAUUUAUACUUUAUGAUGGGAGAUGGUGGAGGUGAAGGUGACCCUUUCAAUUUUGCCCAAAACAAGAAAUCUUUGCUUGGAAAGAUUAUGAGGUUCGAUGUAGAUAAUUUACCAAGUGCAAAAGAGAUGACUGACAUGAAUUUAUGGGGAAAUUAUUCCAUUCCCAAAGAUAAUCCAGCUUCUAAAGACCCCGACUUGCAGCCCGAAAUUUGGGCCUCAGGCCUACGGAAUCCUUGGCGCUGUUGUUUUGAUGCAGAAAGACCUUCCUACUUUAUCUGUUCAGAUGAUGGCCAGGAUAGAUAUGAAGAGGUGGAUAUUAUUACAAAGGGUGGGAACUAUGGAUGGCGUGUUUAUGAGGGUCCCUAUGCUUUCACUCCUAAAAAAGCCCCUGGAGGAAAUACAUCUGCCAACUCAAUCAAUCCAAUCUUUCCUGUAAUGGGUUAUGACCACUCCGCUUUGAAUAACAGUGGCGGAUCAGCAGCAAUCAUAGGUGGCUACUACUAUCGGUCCUUGACUGAUCCAUGCACGUAUGGAAAGUACAUCUACGCAGAUUUGUAUGCGGGUGCUAUUUGGGCUGGUACUGAAAACCCAGAGAACAGUGGAAAUUUCAGUACCAGCCAGAUUCCUUUCAGUUGUGCUCAUGACUCUCCAAUCCAAUGCACCUCUACAGAAGGAAGUCCUUUGCCUAGUUUGGGUUACAUAUACUCAUUUGGGGAGGAUAAUAAAAAGGAUCUUUAUAUUCUGGCGACCAACGGUGUGUACAGAUUUGCGAGUCCAAGUCGCUGCAACUAUUCAUGCUCAAAGGAAAAUGUUACAGCUACGAGUCCGAGUCCGAGUCCCACAAAUUCUGGGAGUCCAUUAAGGAAACAAUAUCAUGAUCUGGCGCUUUUGGUCUCUUCAUUGAUGCUUCUACUAGGUUUCACAUUCUGAGACUCUUGUCUGAUUUUUGUUUCUAUACCAAGGAGAAUCUUGUGGCAGGGGAGAAAAAUUGAAUGUAUAUCAAUGUGCCUUACAAAGUAUGGAAAAAUCUACACCCACUGGAAGACCAGAAGUAUGUGAACUAGAUUAGGAAUUUCCAGUUACUCUUCCUUCCCCCCCCCCCCCCCCCCCCCCCCCCCUUCUCCCCAAAUCUUUUCCUUUUCAUUUCAUUUUGUUUCCAUAGAGAGUAGACAAACAGUCUUAAUGCUUUGUUUAGAGAUUUUGGUUUGAACCUUGUUGAGUGUUUUAUUGGAAUUAAUGUGUAAGGGAAGGAUUUUUUUGUAA
Molecule: messenger RNA, 2957 nt
Organism: Macadamia integrifolia
Lineage: Eukaryota; Viridiplantae; Streptophyta; Magnoliopsida; Proteales; Proteaceae
Product: HIPL1 protein-like
Exons: 7
Coding region: 546-2624 (692 amino acids)
Source: RefSeq, a predicted model, not a curated record